AUGCUGUUGCUGCUCGCUCUCCUCACAAUAGGGCUUUCGACAGCACUAAGUUCCCGGUUAUGCUCCUACACAUGCCAGUGCUACGAGCACUCAGACCUGGUGGACUGUCGCGCUCGGAAGCUCACCGGAGUACCCCACGGGCUCCCUCACGGCACGUGGCUCCUUGACCUCGGGGGCAACGUCCUCACGGAGUUGCGGAGUAGGGCAUUCACCGGCCUUUGGUCCAUGAGGAUUCUGGUGCUGUCGGAGAGUCACAUCCAAGACAUCCACACUCAGGCAUUCCACUCCCUGUCCUUCCUGGAGAAGCUGGACCUGAGCCACAAUCACCUCUCCCAGCUCCCCUCGGACUUCUCCCUGAGCCUGGCCUCGCUGCGGGACCUGCGGCUGGACCACAAUGCACUGCAGCAGGUGGAGCCGCCGUGCCUGGAGCACCUGGAGAGCCUGGAGAAGCUGGACCUCAGCCACAACCAGCUGCAGGCCCUCCGGCCCGGCGCCUUCAGGGGACUCUCACGCCUCAGACACCUCUAUCUGAAUUACAACCGCCUGGCGGCCAUCCGCGAGGGCACCUUCUCCAUGCUGCCGGUGCUGGAGCUGCUCCUGCUGAGCCACAACAACAUCUCGCGGCUGGACACGGAGGCCUUCAAGUCCCUGAACGGCCUGGCCCUGCUGGCCCUGGAGGGCAACCAGCUGCAGCAUAUCAAGUUCAAGACCUUCCUGAACCUGCAGACCUCCGCCACACACCUGCAGCUCUCCGACAACCCCUGGAGCUGCGACUGUGACCUGCACCGCGUCUUCAGCAAGAUCCUGAGCGUGCGCCACCUGCACGUGGACGACUACCGCAACGUGACGUGCCGCGAGCCGUGGCAGCUGGCGGGCGCGUCCCUGGCGGGCGUGGACAGCCAGCUGUGCAUGGCCGAGACGGCCACCGUCCUCAUCAUCACCGGCGCCGUGCUCCUGACCGUCAUCGGGGCGCUGGUCACCGCCGAGCGCAAACGCAAACUCAACAAGGCCAAAGGCUGGGGGAGGGGUGAGCCAGACGCCCCAGACAUGAAUGACAAGUGAAGGAUCACUUAAUAUGGACCUACCUAGCCAGGCCACGCCCUCCUAGUGACGCAACACCUUCGGCGUUGCUUCUAAGUCAGGCCAAGAGCAAUGUAAAUAUUGUUUCUGAUCUCCCAGAAAAAAACGGGAACUCCACCCACUUUGUCGGACACCAGUCAACCAGUAGCAAACUUAGGGAGGCGGGAAACAUUAAUGGUUAUGGUGUUGGUCAGACCAAGUUUCGAAGAGAUUUGAAAGUCGAUGAUAAUCAGGCUAUUAUUGACCGACCAUUGCAAAGAUAAUUAGAAUACAAACAAAUACGGAAAUGGAAAACAUACGCAAACACACAACACGGCAAAAGGCUGGGGGAGGGGUGAGACUAACACUGCUGGCACCUGCUGGAGGGAGGUCGAUGCCUCUGACAGACGAACCUUCAGAGAUGACCAGCAUGUAUACUGUCACUAACACAGGAUAUGUUUUUUUGGUCAAUGUAUAUUUAUUGAACUUUUUUCCAAGUCUAUACCAAACAAUCAACAUGAAGGAUUAACACAG
Molecule: messenger RNA, 1593 nt
Organism: Engraulis encrasicolus (European anchovy)
Lineage: Eukaryota; Metazoa; Chordata; Actinopteri; Clupeiformes; Engraulidae
Product: slit homolog 2 protein
Exons: 4
Coding region: 1-1062 (353 amino acids)
Cellular component (GO): extracellular matrix
Molecular function (GO): protein binding
Source: RefSeq, a predicted model, not a curated record